This is a messenger RNA of Rhinopithecus roxellana (golden snub-nosed monkey), 572 nucleotides long. RefSeq names its product metallothionein 3 (gene MT3). Lineage: Eukaryota; Metazoa; Chordata; Mammalia; Primates; Cercopithecidae. The coding region runs from base 227 to 433 and encodes 68 amino acids. The record is from RefSeq and is a predicted model, not a curated record. Gene Ontology annotation, molecular function: metal ion binding. The transcript has 3 exons. Gene Ontology annotation, biological process: positive regulation of ERK1 and ERK2 cascade.
ACACACGGCGGGGGCGGGGGACAGAUGCCGCAGUGCGUGCGCCGGGGCCCGAGCGCACAAACGCAAAGAGCGGGCGCGGUGCGCAGGGGCGGGCGCCCGGCGGGCUUGGCAUGCGCGCCCCCGCCUGGGGCUAUAAAAGCAUCGCCACCUGCUGCCACUAGCCAAGCCGCGCGUCCAGUUGCUUGGAGAAGCCCGUUCACAGCCUCCAGCUGCUGCUCGCUUCGACAUGGACCCUGAGACCUGCCCCUGCCCUUCUGGUGGCUCCUGCACCUGCGCGGACUCCUGCAAGUGCGAGGGUUGCAAAUGCACCUCCUGCAAGAAGAGCUGCUGCUCCUGCUGCCCUGCGGAGUGUGAGAAGUGUGCCAAGGACUGUGUGUGCAAAGGCGGAGAGGGGGCCGAGGCAGAGGCAGAGAAGUGCAGCUGCUGCGAGUGAGGAAGCACCCCUCCAUGUGGAGCACAUGGAGAUAGUGCCAGGUGGCUCAGUGCCACCUAUGCCUGUGGUGAGGUGUGGCUGGUAUCCCCUUCCCCUGCUGACCUUAGGGGAGUGGCAAUAAAUCCCAUGAACAGCAUGA